AACAUUGAUAUAAGCGACAAUAACUUCCACCAGUUUGAGUUAGAAUCAUGCCGAAUUUUGUUGUGUACACCAACUUGCCAAAAGACAAAAUUCCGAAGGAUUUCCUUCAACAAGCCUGUGCUUUUAUUUCAAAAGAAUUGGGAAAAGCCGAACAUUAUAUUACUGUGCGAGUAAAUGCUGACCAGAUGAUGAGUAUGGGAAAUUCUUCUGAUCCUUGUGCAAGUGUAGAACUGAAAAACAUCACAGAUGGAGCAAAAAAUAAAGAACAUGCUGUAAACAUUACCGACUUUGUGGAAAGAACACUCAACAUCCCAAAGGACAGGUUUAUGAUCACCUUUACAAAUGAGAGAAGAGAAGAUAUUUCAUUUAAUGGAAAAACCUUUGCAUGAGGAGUAAUUGUGCUGUCAAAUUACAGACAGUGAAGAUAUUGACUUGACAUGAUGAUUAUGAAGGAGGAAUUUAAUCUGCUUAGUGCAAUAUUUAGAUGCCAUUAAUUCAAUAAAAACGGAACAUUAAAAAAAA
Molecule: messenger RNA, 522 nt
Organism: Saccostrea cuccullata (small rock oyster)
Lineage: Eukaryota; Metazoa; Mollusca; Bivalvia; Ostreida; Ostreidae
Product: macrophage migration inhibitory factor-like
Exons: 3
Coding region: 48-389 (113 amino acids)
Molecular function (GO): cytokine activity; phenylpyruvate tautomerase activity
Source: RefSeq, a predicted model, not a curated record